Messenger RNA from Pyrus x bretschneideri (Chinese white pear), 1547 nucleotides. RefSeq names its product probable WRKY transcription factor 7. Gene Ontology annotation, biological process: regulation of DNA-templated transcription. Gene Ontology annotation, molecular function: sequence-specific DNA binding; DNA-binding transcription factor activity. The record is from RefSeq and is a predicted model, not a curated record. NCBI's taxonomy places the organism in Eukaryota, Viridiplantae, Streptophyta, Magnoliopsida, Rosales, Rosaceae.
CUUCACUUCAAAAAAUUUCAGAGCGUUCGGAUUUUCAUUUGAGGUGAAACGAUAGCAGGUUUUUUUUUUUUUUUUUAUCAGUGGCCUUCACAAUUGAUGAUUCAUUCAAGGGCAAACCCAGAAACCUUCUCGAUGCAUUCUUUAGUUCUUCGUCCAAACAGUUUUGCAGCGAAGAGGGAGGAGAAUGCCGUGAAGGAGGCGGCCUCCGCCGGAAUCCAGAGCGUCGAGAAGUUUAUCAGCUUGAUUUCGCAACACCAUCACCAGUCGGUGUCGUCGAACACGGAAGAUGAAACGGAGUAUAAAGAGGUGGCGGACAUGGCAGUGACCAAGUUCAGGAAGGUCAUUUCGUUGUUGGACAAAGGAAGAAUCGGCCACGCUCGGUUCCGGAAAGCUCCGGUAUCCCAAAUUCCGACACCUUCAAUUUCAGAACCCCAUGAUCAAGAAACAGAGCAACCUUCUGUUUUCAGAACAGAACAAUCUUCUGCUUUCAAGGUUUACUGUCCGACGCCGGUUGUUCGCCUUCCGCCGCUGCCGCAAAAUCCUCAUCUAAAAACCUAUCCGGUUGCGUUGAAAAAAGGUAUUGGGUGCGCUGAGAGAAAGAUGGAUUCUGCUGCUGCUGCUACCAUCAGCUUCUCGCCUUCGGCACCCAAAACUGUCGCGAAUUCGUUCAUUUCUUCUUUAACUGCUGGGGAUGCUGCUGAGCAAUCGAUCUCUUCUGGGUUUCAAUUCACAAACAUGUCGCAGUCGUCUUCGGGUAGGCCGCCGCUGUCUUCGUCGUCGUUGAAGAGGAAGUGCAGCUCCGUCGACAAUGUUUCUCGUCUCCGGUGCGGCUCUACUACUGGGCGUUGCCACUGUUCGAAGACAAGGAAACUUAAAGUGAAAAGAGUGAUUAGGGUUCCUGCAAUUAGUAUGAAAUUGGCUGAUAUUCCACCUGAUGAUUAUUCUUGGAGAAAGUACGGUCAAAAACCCAUCAAGGGUUCCCCUUAUCCAAGAGGGUAUUACAAGUGUAGCAGCGAGAGAGGUUGCCUUGCACGCAAGCACGUGGAGCGCGCUGUAGACGAUCCCACCAUGCUGAUCGUGACCUACGAAGGCGAUCACAAUCACUCCCUCAGCGUCACCGAUCCAACGGCCACCCUCAUCCUCGAAUCGUCUUGAAAGUCAACUCAUCCAACGGCCCGAGAUGUUCUUCUUUAAUUAAGAAAAAUUCGAAUUAAAAGAAGAACAAAGAAUAUCAUGACUUGUGCUGCAAAUUAGUCAACGAUCAUGCGUUGCACCGUCUCCAAAGAGGAUUAGUGGGAACGCCAAUAUAAACUCAGAUUCGUCUUUGUACUUUGUAUUUUAAAUUUUUAUUAAUUUUUUGGGGUUUUUUUUGUUAAGAAUUUUAAUGUAGAAGUGAAAAGUGAUAAUAGGAUUAGGUUUAGAGAUGAUGGAUUUGGUGUUAAGUCAAUCAUGCUAACUAGUGGGUUUUGUUUAUUUUUAUUUUUAUUUAAUUAUAUAUACUUGUUAUUGGUGUUAUUUAAUUAAUAUAUGAUGGUGGAUUUUGAUUA